AUGCAUGUUAAAGUUCCAAUAGAACUCGCACCUAGAUACCGUGGUAGAAAAGAUUAUCCCACACAAAAUGUAUUGGUUGCAUGCUCAUUUGAUUCGAAAUUCACAUAUGUCUUGGUUGGAUGGGAAGGAAUGACAUCUGACUCAAGAAUAGUUAAGAGUUCAUUGACACAUGCAUACCCUCUGAAAGUUCCACAAGGAAAAUAUUAUCUUGGUGAUGCAGGAUUUCCUUUAAAAGCAUAUCUCAUCACACCAGCGUUGAAGAAAAGAUUUCCAAUUUUACAAAGUGCAAUAAAGCCUACAUUUGGUAUUAAAACUCAAAAUAAAAUCACUAUUGCUUGUUGCAUUUUACACAAUUAUUUGAUGGGUGAAGACCCCAAUCAAACUCUAAUAGAUGAUGUGCAAGACGAGUUUGAAAACGAAAGAGGUUUUCAAGAGGGUCAUCAACAUCAAAGAGAAGAAAAUGAUGAUAUGAUUAGUGGAGAACCAAUUAAAGAUAAUGUUGCUGGUUCUAUGUGGCUAGAUUAUUAA
Molecule: messenger RNA, 528 nt
Organism: Lathyrus oleraceus (garden pea)
Lineage: Eukaryota; Viridiplantae; Streptophyta; Magnoliopsida; Fabales; Fabaceae
Exons: 3
Coding region: 1-528 (175 amino acids)
Source: RefSeq, a predicted model, not a curated record